AUGUCCCAACCACCAAUUCCCGAUACAAGAUAUAUUGUUACAUUAGAUAAUGUUCAAGUUAAAGAAAAUAAUUUUAUACAUUUACCAAAUGAAUCAAAUGUACCGGGACUAAUUCAUUUAACAGGUGUAAAUUUAAUGAUAAAAACAUCAAGUACAGCAGUAUUUGUUUUAGAAAUUUACUCAAAUACAGAUAAUGGAUAUAUAACACGUACUCCUAUAGCGCAUAAUCAAACAGCAUCCUAUGGUGGAUAUACAACCUAUAUUUACAAUUCAAAUUUAGAUUUAUAUUGCAAAACAUAUUCACCACACCAAACCAAAUCAGAAUUUUGUUUAGUUUUUUCAAUACUUUCAUAUUCCCCAGUUAAACCAACUUUUGCAGUCAGUGGAUCUAUAAAUGGAGUUUUAACAUUUAAGCCUAUUUAUUUUAGUACUCUCAAUACAAGACUUGGUUAA
Dictyostelium purpureum is the source of this 453-nucleotide messenger RNA. RefSeq lists its product as uncharacterized. The record is from RefSeq and is a predicted model, not a curated record. Bases 1 to 453 code for a protein of 150 amino acids. NCBI's taxonomy places the organism in Eukaryota, Evosea, Eumycetozoa, Dictyosteliales, Dictyosteliaceae. The transcript has a single exon.